This is a messenger RNA of Gastrolobium bilobum, 921 nucleotides long. Its product is annotated as zinc finger A20 and AN1 domain-containing stress-associated protein 3. Gene Ontology annotation, molecular function: DNA binding; zinc ion binding. The transcript has a single exon. The record is from RefSeq and is a predicted model, not a curated record. The coding region runs from base 295 to 762 and encodes 155 amino acids. NCBI's taxonomy places the organism in Eukaryota, Viridiplantae, Streptophyta, Magnoliopsida, Fabales, Fabaceae.
AUAAAUAGAGAAAGGUGAGUGGAAAUUCUGUGGAGGUGCUUUUCUUUGGGGUUUUCCAUUGAAUUUUCUAUUAUUGGGAGAUUCCAAUUCAAAUCUUUCUGUCUUUCUUUUCCUUCUGAGUUCAAUCACCCACAACUUGUGAAUUGUGAUUUCCCCAGCGAUCCCUUUCUUAUAUCUUCGAUUUUCCUUUCUUCUCAAAGGAAAAUCCUAGAUUUCUAUUUUUCCUUCUCUCUCUCUAAAAACCUCGAUUUUCCAACGAAACAAACAGUUUCCGAUCCGAUCUGAGAAAAAAAAAUGGCGGAAGAACAUCGAUGCCAAGCUCCACGACUCUGCACCAACAAUUGUGGCUUCUUCGGAAGUCCGGCGAUGCAGGAUCUUUGCUCCAAAUGCUAUCGAGAUUUGCAGAUCAAGGAACAGCAAUCUUCCUCCGCUAAAUUGGUUCUCAACCAAUCCCUAGCACCUUCGCCGCCGUCUCAGGCGGUUCUGUUGCCGUCUUCUUCCUCUUCGUCGCCGCAGGAACCGGUCGUUGCUCCUUCUUUCGUUGAGGAGAAGAGCGGAUCGGCGGCGCAGCCGAAUCGGUGCGUGACUUGCAGGCGGCGCGUGGGAUUGACGGGCUUCAAGUGCCGGUGCGGGUUGACGCUGUGCGGGUCGCACCGGUACCCGGAGCAACACGGGUGCGAGUUCGACUUCAAGGAGAUGGGAAGGGAGCAGAUCGCGAAGGCAAACCCAGUGGUGAAGGCCGAGAAACUUCACAAGAUAUGAACAUGGGUAUUAUGGUCAUUUCAAAAUUGGUUAUCAUUGAAAAAUAUGAAAAAAAUUUUCGGAUCUGAUAAUCCGGGUCGGACGCUCCGUCCACAGUCGGGUCAUAUAGUUGGUGGUUUAGGGUGGGUCGGGGAUCCUUAUCGUUACGUGGUUGUGUUA